UACAUACUAACAAUACAGCUUUUCUUUUGUAAUUAUUAUUAUUGUUUAAAAACUCGAACACAAGGGUUUUAUGCACCUGUUUUAUCUAUAUAUAUAUAUACACCAAUGAGUUGUUUCUUGGUGUGUGUUCAUGCAUUGCCUGGUCAGAAGGAUUUAAAGGGAACUGCUGCCUGUUGAAGAACAGCUCUUCUGAACUCUUUAACCCAAGGAUCAUGACACAAUGCCUGGAAGUCUGGAUGUAGCUCUGAGUUAAGGGCAUCGAGUUCAGAAAGAAUCGAGCAGCAUCCCGAGCAGCAGCACAGUGGCUCCCCCUUCAGGACGUUCUCUAGAGGUGGCGCAUGGCCACGAGCCCGACACACUGCAGCACGCAUGAGCACGGCUGGACGGUGAAGGCAGAAUCAAUCAGCAAGACACAUGACAUGGAGGUCAAAGGUCACCUAAUUACUGGGCAUGAGCUGCAGGGCUCCACGGACACUAAGCAGCGCGCCGAAAGAAUGGUCGACCUGCAGGAGAGACGGAGGAGCCUUCAGGCUUUACUGAGUGCCCGUCUGGCUGAACUCAGGCGUGUGUGUCUCCAGGAGGCGGAACUGACUGGAGCGCUGCCGAACGAGUUUCCUUUAGAAGCAGGUGAAAACCCCCCUCACGUGCGCAGGAGAGUCGGUUCGGCCCGCGCCGGCUCCAAGAACAACCUGAAAAGCGAGGAGGAGGAUGCGUGUCAGCGCAAAUCGAAAAAGACUCUGUUCAGCGGCGCCCUCCGGAGGCACAUAGAAGCGGAGCAACAGCUGGCUCAUGGGAAGAGGACGACGGUUCAUAGAGGAUGUCACACAGAGAACACGGUGAGGUCCGAGAGCAGCUCCACGUCCGACUCCACCAGCCAGGACACAGAGGAGGUCUCCGAUGGUCCAUCUCCGUCUCAGCCCCGGCUGGUCCCGGGGAGCCCAGACAGCAGGUUCUGUCGGAAACUCUCCCCCGUGGAGAUCUACUACGAGAUGAAAGCCAGACGCAACUCUGUGUCCAGCUCAGCUAGUCCGAGUCGCUCUCUCCCGCGCAGCAUGUCCAAUCUGGAGGGCAGGAGCGUCCCGGCGACGCCCCAGUUGACCCGGAACGGCCCGAUCGCCGUGCAUGUCAGGUCUGAAUCCUCCAGUAGCACUUCAGCAUUAAAGCAGCGAUCAGAUAAUCCCGAAGUAACCCAAGCGGUGCCUGGUGCAUCUCAGGAUGUUUUAUCUCCUGGGCACUUGGUGUGCGCUUACGGCGCCCAAACACGACGCAGCAACAGCUCUGAUGCCUUGCUGGACCGCUGUGUGGACGAAUGUCAGCUAUCAGGUCCUAUGGUCCGAAACGGGUCGCAUAAGAGCUCCGAGGCGCUGCUGGACGGCCGUUUGAAACAGGUGAACGGACACACGGAGGUCACCCGCGUCCGCUCCGUAUCAGGUGGUCGUGGGACGAGCGGCUCGAGCGGGGGCUACAGUGACGUCCUGCUGGACUACGUGUUGGGAAAGCAGCAGAAGAUGCAGCAAAUGGCGCAACAGCAGCAGCAGCAGCAGCAGAGACUGCAGGCUCAAAACGGUAUAAAACCAAGAGCCUGGCACGAAGUGCCCUCUAUACCGCCUCCACCUUAUGUGAAUGGCUUUUCCUCAAAUCAAGGCCUGAUUCUGGGCUCAGGACCGCCAGCCUACAGCCCGCUGAUGCUGCGGGGUAAACCGGGAGAGCCUCGGCGGGUGAAAGUAAGCCGAACCAAAUCCUGCGGGCCGUUCAUCCCCGUCCAGCAAGGUUACACGGAAAUCCCUGUUGCUAACGGACACAACGGAAUGGGACAGUUUCAGGCCAGGCAGAGACUCCCUAACUACAGCGCAGAUCUGUCUGCUGGCUCCACCCCCCAGGAUGAACCUACACGCAACCUGCACAAGGCCCUGGCGCUCGAGGGUCUGAGGGACUGGUACCUGCGUAACGCACUGGGGCAGCCGGGCGCAGCGUGCCCCGGGAAAGGCCAGGAGGUGGCGCCGUCUCAGCGCAGACGAACCACGGCAUCGCUGCAUACUUCACAUCCGCAUCCACCACUUAAGCAACAGACGCAGUCGUUUCAGGGAGACACGGCGUACACACACCUGCCCCAGUCCGCCACGUUCCACGGACAUCCGUUACGGUCUGCGGAUUUGUCUCAAUACCAAGACACCUUCUCUUCCAAAAUGGAGGACUUGACUUUAAAGGAGAUGAAUAAUGACAGGCCUAGUCCAGGCACACUAGUCUAACACACCAACACAAACACACACAUACAUAAGUGUAUAAACACUGGGCGCAUAAAGUGGCACAACAAGAUGAGGCUUGUUUAAUAGACGUUACAGAGUCCUAACCAGAACACGCUAAACACACAAUCCUAAUCCUGUUCUUUUGCUCUUGAAAAGAACCGAGAUGGACAACAACAACAACAACAACAACAAAAACACUUAAGUCUCUUUUUUUUCCCCAGUUAUUUAAAAGUGAUUGUAUUUUAAGUACAAUCAUGGAGAAGACAGAACACCGGCAACUUUACCAAGGUAGCACGUCAUUUUAAAACCAUCAUCCGUAUGUGUUCGAGGACUUUGUGCCGUCUGUGUUCGCAUCGUUUUGAUUCGCUUUGCUUAAAUAUUUUUUCCGAUUUAUAGUUAUCAUAAAUCACUGCUGAAGUCAGUAUUAAAUUUCAGGUCUUUCUCUAUAGAUCAGCUUCAGCUUUUUAUUAAAAGGGUCAGGAUUUUUUUAAAUCUAUCUUCUCACAUUUACACACACAAAAAAAAUCCUAUGCAAAUUAGAAUUCACUAGGAAAAAAAGUAGAUGAAUAGUCUUUAAUAUAUGAUUUUUUUUUUUCAUUCAACAUUCAACCAAAUCUUAAAAAAAAAAAA
This is a messenger RNA of Clarias gariepinus (North African catfish), 2876 nucleotides long. RefSeq names its product coiled-coil domain containing 120a (gene ccdc120a). The coding region runs from base 339 to 2249 and encodes 636 amino acids. Lineage: Eukaryota; Metazoa; Chordata; Actinopteri; Siluriformes; Clariidae. The transcript has 11 exons. The record is from RefSeq and is a predicted model, not a curated record.